CAAAUUUAAAUAACCCAACUCAGCAUGGACUCCCAACCCCAGCGCUCUCCUACCAAACUCAUUCCUGGGCUCAGCCCAGGAAUGGCUUGAGAUCCUUCUGAUAUUGACUGUAGCCUGGGAAGUAAAAGGAGAAAGAGCCUACAACUGGCUGUAGAAGAGAAUAAGGUCUGGAAGUAAGCACAAGCAGGUACUAUCCCAGUCUUGAGAGAACCUGUUCUUGAAACAUCCUUCUGCACACUCAAGGUGGGGCAAUUAUGUGUACGCCAACUUCAAUCCCCCUCAAAAGAACUUCCUGGUUGACUCUAAGUUUAUGAAUGUUAUGGAUUGGGAAAAUAACCCUAGCGUUUCAGUUACUUUUACAACCAAGAGAAAGUUAUUGGGUGGUAUUGAUUUUUUGAGAGUGCGUAAGAUAGAUAUGACUUAUGCUGCAGAUGUUGUUAAGGGUAGUAGUUUAUCGAGAUUUAUUAAUACUUUGGUCAGAGGUCUUUCCAAAUUUUCUGGUGUUCUUCUGAUAUCUCAGAUGCAUCUUACUCAUAAGCAAUUAAUGAAGAUAAUCAUUUCUUGCUUUCAAUGACAAACAAUCACUUUCAGAAGCUGAAUUAUAGAAGCAGGAAGCCUGAAGAACUACCCGAGAGGUAAGGCUUCACUACAAAGCUUGAGCUUUUAUUAUUGAGGAGAACUCUCUGGUUGGAUGGAUCAUCCUGAAUAUCUUGAAAAUAUCAUCAGAGACAUCUCUUAUCUUCCCUGAAUUGAUUCAUUGAUUGAAAUAUUAAUAGAAUCAAGAGGACUCAACAUUAAUGCCCUUAAAGAAAUCUCAACAGAAUACGACCUCAAAGGUGCAAAUCUAAUAUACAAAGGCAUUCUUACCCCAAAAGUAUCCCUCACCUAACCCCUCCACCCAUAUUCCACAAAAUUCAACCAACCUUUAACA
Molecule: messenger RNA, 931 nt
Organism: Moneuplotes crassus
Lineage: Eukaryota; Ciliophora; Spirotrichea; Euplotida; Euplotidae
Source: the annotation of a GenBank genome assembly